CCAGACAUCUUGAUUCACCCGCGUUUCACCUUCAGAGACACACACGCACUCACCCCUACACACACACACACACAAAAGGUAGCACACACGAAGAGUGAAGGUCUUGUUCUUGUCCCAGGUGCAGAGAAAUCUGUGAAGCAGCAUGUGGCUUGUCCCAGUUCCUCUACAGUACCUGUGUGCGGACGCGCGCGCGCAACUGCGUAUUGCGACAAGACUGACCCAUUUGAAUCCUGAUACAGGCGCUCGCCGAUGCGUUGCCUGAAACUAGUUCAACAUGUAGGUUAAGCUGCAGCUGGCGCUUCCGCAUGGCAGAGAGUGGUGGGCGCCAGGUGGGCACUGGCUGGCAGAGAGGUCAAAGAGCACGGUGGAAUUGUUGGCGUGUAUUUGCAACUAUAAAUUUAAUGCCAAAAAAGAAAAAUACAUUUGCUGUAGUCUGCAGAAAUAUAGGGAGGAAGGAAAGAAGGGGUGGUGGCGCCAUCAAAGAGGUGAACGGGUGGGGAGUGGACACCCACUUGAAUUUGUUGUCUUGACGAUAUUGUUCAAGACAGGAAAUGACAGUCUUCUGUAAGCUGCAACCUUGAAUAUGCUUGAUAAUUUUUUCAUCCAUCUCAGCUUUUAUGUUACAUGUUAAAUGUACUGUAUUGGCAAAGCGCUUUAUCAAGUCCAGAGGACUCCAAAGCGUCUCACGUUGCAUUCGGAGGUGAGGCUGGCCGGUGCCCCCUUGGGCCUCUGACAACCACCAGCAGGCAGGGUGGGUCAGGUGUCUUACCCAAAGAGCGGGGGCUCGAAGUGGUGACCCACUGAUUACCGGACUGUAUUCAGUGCGGUAUUAUGCAGAAUCAACUUUUUGAUUUUGAUCAAUGUUUACAUGAUGGCAAAAAAAUCACCUGGAGCGUUGCUUUGAUUCUUUCAUGCAUGUUUGAGAAAUCCUUUGAUCUCCAUGGCAACCAAGCUUCCCCUCAACAGAGCAGCUCUCUCAGGCGACUCCCCCACUCAGCUCCUUCAGACUAGCCGGCAGCAAUUGGCAAGCACCUGGUGGGACUGCUGAGCUCAUUUCCUCUCAGUACAGUGCUGGUGAAAACGUUGUUAAACGGUUAAUAGAGGAGCCAUGUUGUGAUGACUUCCUGAAGGCGGAGCUUGAGAAAGAGCAGGAGCUUCUUAAAGAGACAGAAGCCCAAUUUCUAGACACCAAAUCAUAAAGUCACAUUUCUCUUAAGUAAUAUUAAGCAUAUAAACUGCUUUCUCAGAAAAAGUGAAGGUAAGACAGUUAGUGGCAGUAUGUGGAUGGAAAACAUAACACUGGCCCUUUAAGGCAGACGACUGAAGUUGGGGUUUAUAGGCAGCCUCAGUCCAGAAGAAUAUGCAAAUAAAAAAAUCUGCCUCUUCAUGAGUGAAACUGGUAUUGAGAUUCACAGCUUCCUGACAAGAGCUAAAUGAGUAUUUCACCGUCGUUUUAAAAAUAUCACCAGCUCUUAAUUCUUCCACAGGACUUUUGCUCCAUCACUGAUUUUGGUAGAUAGCGCCUCAAAUUUAUCAGUGCCCCCCAACCCCCACCUCCACAAAUGUGGCUAAACUUUCUGGAGGCGCCCCUGGGAGCGGGGUCAGGGAGGCUGGAGCUUAGAGAAGAGGAGAGGUGGGGAGUGGGGGGAGUCCUUCUCAGAAAUGUGCCAGGGUUUUAAUGUGUGAGAGGGAAAGGAGAAAACAGGCAGGGAUGGAGAGAAGAGAGGGAAUGAGAGAAAGAAGGUGAGACAUUGGGAAGGAUCCGGACAGGAGGUGACCGCCCGGUGUUGUAGGGUGAAAGUGUGUGUGGGUGCGUGUGUAUGCGUGCGUGUGUGUGGGUGUGUGAGACUGUGUUGCGCUUGUGGCGGAGAGACCGCAGAGAGAAAUCCACACAACUUCCAGCAUCCUCCCUGCGCCGCUGCGCUGCGCCGCUGCCGCUGCCGCCACCGCCGCGUCUUUCCCCCCAGUCUCUUCUACCGGGACACAGGCGGCUUGGCGCGGUGAGAUGUGAAGAGGCUUGAAGUAUGGCAUGCGAGGAUGCUGUUCGCAAAGAAGAAGGAGAUGGUGACGGCGACGCGACCCGCGUUCAUUCGGACCCUGGUCUACUUUUUCUGUUUGACGACUUGUGCGAAAACAAUCUCCGGACAAGCAAGGAAGGAUGAGAGGAUUUACCCGGAGAAUUUUACUCGGAUUUUGGACCGACUCCUGGACGGCUACGACAACAGGCUGCGACCUGGAUUCGGAGGUCCUGUGACAGAGGUGAAAACUGACAUUUAUGUGACGAGCUUUGGGCCAGUCUCAGACGUUGAAAUGGAAUACACUAUGGAUGUAUUCUUUCGGCAGACCUGGGUUGAUCGGAGGUUGAUGUACGAGGGUCCAGUGGAGAUACUGAGACUCAACAAUCUGAUGGUGACCAAGGUCUGGACACCGGACACUUUCUUCAGGAACGGCAAGCGGUCGGUCGCCCACAACAUGACCGCGCCCAACAAGCUCUUCCGCAUCAUGAAGAACGGCACCAUCCUUUACACCAUGAGGUUGACCAUUAACGCCGAGUGUCCCAUGAAGCUGGUGGAUUUCCCCAUGGACGGACAUGCCUGCCCCCUCAAGUUUGGAAGCUACGCCUAUCCCAAAACGGAGAUGAUCUACACUUGGACCAAAGGGCCUCAGCAUUCGGUGGAGGUCCCUCCCGAGUCCUCCAGCCUCGUCCAGUAUGAUCUCAUCGGCCAGACGGUUUCCAGCGAGACCAUUAAAUCAAUCACAGGUGAAUAUGUGGUGAUGACGGUCUACUUCCACUUGAAGCGGAAGAUGGGCUACUUCAUGAUUCAGACCUACAUCCCCUGCAUAAUGACAGUGAUCCUCUCUCAAGUGUCCUUCUGGAUAAACAAGGAGUCGGUCCCGGCGCGGACCGUUUUUGGCAUCACCACCGUCCUGACCAUGACGACACUCAGCAUCAGCGCCCGCCACUCUCUCCCCAAGGUCUCGUACGCAACUGCCAUGGACUGGUUCAUCGCCGUCUGCUUCGCCUUUGUCUUCUCUGCCCUCAUCGAGUUUGCUGCCGUCAACUAUUUCACCAACGCACAGAUUGAGAGGGCCAAGAAGAAGCCAGGCAAGUGUCCCCCCGUGCCCCAAAGCACGCCCGUCAAGGUGAAGGACACAGAGGAAGUGCAGCAGCAAGUUCCCGACACCAACGGUUCCCUGAGGAAACGGGUGAACUACGUCUCACACCAAGACCCGGCGGGCCAGCCGAGAGCCCAGUCCACCACCAACAUCUCAGGGCUGGGAAGAGGAAGGCGGCUGAGAGCUCUGGCUGGCGGCGCCAACGGCAGCUCCUCCACCCUCUCCCGCGCCAGCCCCAAGUCCGAGAGCCUGCUGAGCGUGGCCUCGUCCUCGGCGCAGCUGGUGAAGGGCACGCCUCAGCCCGCGGCGUCCAGCCCGGACGUGAUGGCGGGGACGCCGGGCCGGCCUCCCGCCAGCCCGGCAUCUCUGCAGCACCUGCUCGGGCCCAAGCUGGAGCGCAUCCAGAUGAUGGGCAACAAGCUGGAGCCGAAACAGACGCCGUGCUCCCAGCCGACCGCCGCCGGCAUGGGCGGAACCAGCAAAAUUGACAAAUACGCCCGGAUCCUGUUCCCAGUGUCCUUUGGGGCGUUCAACAUGGUCUACUGGGUGGUCUACCUGUCGAAAGACACAAUGGUGGCCAAAGGCGGGUAAAUCUCACUCUGGCUUUAAGGUUGAUGGUGAUUUCCUCUAGCAUGGAUACAACAACAACACACUGCUGGCUCUUUCCAGACAGUUCAAUGUGCUCAUCGGUCAGCAGUGGAUCCUGGGGAACGCGGUUGGGAUGCAUUUGCUGAAGGACCACAAGCGUGGAAACAAAUUGUUAUAAUUAGAACGAACUGGCUCGGCUUCAGAAAGAACAUGCGCACACUGGAGUACUCCACCAUCCUCUUUCUAUUUCACAUCUGAUUGUAAAGGUCUCCAACUGCCUGGUGAUCCAUUAGGCCUGGAGAAAGCAGAAGGAUUUGUCAUUUUGCUGUUUUUGUACCCUGUAACCUUUCGGGAUGCUUGGAUAUGUCAUCAAUCGGAACUGAACCUUGUCCACAAUGUAAAAUAUAUAUAUAUAUAUACAUAAAUAUUUAUUUCUUAGGCUAAACAGAUUUAUAUUUAAUGUACAAACCUGAUGCACUGCUGUGCCAGUAGAUUUAAGGAUUAAAUCCAUCAGAGAGCACAAAGAGAUCCGCGUUGGUCUUAAAUGCUCUCUGGAAAAAUGAGCAUCAAGUCCUCAAACCGAGGCUUAUCCAUCCACAACUGGAUGAGCGGCGGAAGCUUCUUGCGCCGAAUCUCCGUGUGGAGAAUCUGCGUUGUACAAGAUGGAUUAAGCAAUACGGAGAGAGAGAGAACGCCCCCCUCCCCCUCCAAAAAAAACCAAGAUGAAAUGUGGGGAUAAAUCAGGAAGGAAGCGGCUGAGAUGUGCUUACAGUAGAAAGGUUUAAGCUUCUUCACUGUCUGGCCAAGAUUCAUACUUUGAUUACGUAAAAUGUUUAAAAAAAAAAAGGAAAGAAAUCCACAUAAUCAAACAAAAACAAAGAGAGUGGAAAGACAUUGACUAGUAGAUCAUAGUGGGGGGGAGUAAGUUGCUGUUUCUUCUGGAGCCAUGUUGCUCUUUUUAAUGCGUUUCGCUGGAGAUCAUCUGCUGUGCGACACAGAAAGGCUCUGAGACACAGUAACGGUGUUACUGAACCCGCUCAAGGGCGUCGUCAACCCAGACACCCGGAUGGGGCUUCAUCUUGUUUCAGGCAGCCAGAUGUUACCUUAUUAUCAGUGCAGCUGUUGGUCACUCAGACGGCGGCGCUUCGUUUUCCUGCAGCUCCAACACUUAGCGGUGCCCUUGCUUUCCUUUCAUUGAAAGGAUCGUUCGGUUUCUUCAAGGUGAGGUUUUGCGUGAAUUAUAUCAUCAGCGAUAGUUCCCUUACAACACGCGGCAGAUGUCAUGCUGCUGAAAGUCUGAAGAAAUCCUCAGAGGAGUGGAAGGUCAAAACCAAAUUCUGACUUGGGAGUUUGGAAACCGGAGUGAGUUUCAUAUCCAAUCCAGGAUUGAGUCAGCAGGUUAAACGGAGACCUCCAGUUAAAAUCACUAAACCUUAGAAAGUAUUUUUUGCUCUAAUUUCCAGUGCAGGUAUCGUAGUACUUGAAAUAAGACAAAACUAACUUACAGGUAACUUCUCAGCAAGAAGUAGGAGUUCUAGUUUCACUAAUAGAUUAUUUAACUUAUAACAUGUUAUAAAUCACGGGUGUCUCCCAACUAUUAGUACAAAAAGUGCAGGGAUUUGUUUGAUUUUGCGUGAAUUUCCACAAUGACUUUCAAGAAACUGGAGGGGCUGAUUGAUGUAACUUGACAGUAAACAGAUAAAAACUGCACUGAUUUGAUUGAAAACAUAAUAUUUAAGCACACUUGGUGUUGAAUCUAGAGGACCACAUUAAAAGCUGUGGCGGGCCAGAUUUGGCCCACAGGCCUUGAAUUUGACACGUGUGGUACAAGUGAAAAGAUCUGCCAGAGACGCUAGCACUUCUUCAUGAGUAUGAAGGAAUUACUGACUUAAAACAAGCUCCUAUAUAUUGCUUGAAAAGUUUCUUGUUUUGUCCUAUUCCCAGUGUACUGAGGUAUUUGCAAAACUAGACAAGUUUCACCGAGAAACUAGACAAAACAAACAAAACUACUUGGUGAGAUUUAGUGUUUUUUGCAGGGCUCUGUUUGCUGCAGACUGCGUCACAACUAGUGAUGAAGACUUUGGCGAACCUCUGUCUAUCCCUUCAAUGUCAAGCGACAAACGAGGCCACGUUUAUCAACUGUUUGACUCAGGUUAACGCUUCAACACUCGGUGACCCAGAUUCCCAUGCUGUCGCCGGCACAUCCACUUAAAAUGAGAAAUGCAAAAAUCCAUCCCUCGUUUUUCUUAGGUGAAAUGGCGAUGCGGAGCUUAAAUGUUGCCUUCACUAAACAUGAAAUCUCUUCCCUCUGCUGGGCGUGGAAGAGAUUCUGGGCUGGUGCGAGAUUCUCACGCAGUGUGACAGCUUUCAGUAGAAUUGCAAUGUAUGCAGAAGAUUUGCAGAAGAUGUUUAUAUGCCUUACUUUCUGUUUGCGUUGCAUCUCAAUUGGUUAACGGUCUGCACUGCAAAAACACAGAACGUUAAAAAGCAUCUUUGGUUUCCAGUGCAGACAACGUAGUACACUUGAAAUAAGGCAAAGCCUAUUUACAAGAAAGUUUUCAGCAAAAAAUAGGAUUUUUUUUAAACUCCGUCAUUCAUUAAUAUUGAUGAAAACAUACUGGUUGUAAGUGAAAUAACCUGCCUGUGGAAUAAUACAUUCUAUCCUACAGCAUGAUAACAUAAAAAGGCUUGUUCCACUGAUAGAUUAUUUCAAUUAUAGUUAGUACUUUUUUAUCAACAUUAAGGAAUUAUUCACUUAAGCUCCCACAUGUUGCUGAAAAGUGACUUGUAAGUUAGUUUGUCUUAUUUCAAGUGUACUAAGGUAUUUGAUACUUGGCAACAGUUUGGGAUUUGUGCAGUCUACCUGCAGCACGCACCUGCAGUGUUGUGAAAAAUCUUCUACUGUAUUAAAUUGAACCUGUGAUGCAUGUGAGAGACGCUUGCUAUUUCCUUCUUUUGCUGACAUUAUUUUAGCUUUAAAAUAGUAGGUUUUUUUGGGGGGGGGUUUUGUUUUUUUUAAGUGACCUCCUCUUUUUGUUUCAACACUAUGACUAUGCCAAUCAGAUAAAUUGUAAUUGGUGGACUUCAGACCCCAUGAAGGGUACAGAUGGAAAGUGUGUGUGUUUUAAAACCUUCACAAACCCAAGUGGAUCUGUUCCAUCUGUGGCUGUUAAUAGCUAAAACUCGACUUUUCUUACUUUAUUUAUAAAUCUGCACUUGUGGAAAUAAGAUAGUGAAUGCAAUGUCUCAACGACUGAUCUUCAUCAAAUCUCCACGCUUUAACCUAGGACUGGAUAAUAACAAUAACCAUAAAAAUAGCGCAACAGACACGUGAUUAAUAUCAUUACUGUGCGUUUGCUGACACGUCAGUAAACGUAUUACCAACCCUGACCAUAGGUGGCGCGAGACAGGAGAGGGAAUGGAGAAGAAGAAGAACAAGACCGUUCAACAGUUAUUACCUUUUUCCUUUGACUGUACCAUAGAAUACUCAGAAAUUUCACUGAACUUCUAUCAAGAACCGCACAGCAUUCUGGGGGAUGUAGGCAAAGGAGGAAAUACUUUAGCCGUUCAAAUUCUUACGGCUAGAUAAGCACAGUUGGUGGCUUCAACUCACUCGCUCUUUCGUUACCUAGCAACAACUUGUUGAGUAAUUUGCGGCAGCAGUUUAAUUUUUCGCCACUGUGCCUCGUAACUGCUUAAAAAUAAACGUGAAGUGAAAGCCGGGUAAAACAGUUAAAGCCACAGCAUCAGUUUGACAGUAUUUGAGAUAUUUAAAACAAAAGACUAAUCAACAAUUAUCGAUAUUGACUGAUAUGAAACGCUUGUUUCGUGUUAUUGUUUUUCAACCAUAACGUCCAGCUCUACUUUAAACCUAGCGCCAAGAAAAUAGAUCUACCUCAGUGUUCACACUAAUGUCCGAGUCAGACAGGAAACUCUGAAGUAUGUUAUUAAAUCCAGUGUGGCACUACAUGAAAACCUGGUGAAAAAAUCAAAAGCCAGAGUCCGUUGGCGGUAAUUUGAUUCUUGUGUGACCAAAGUUCGCACACCAUUAUCCCGAUAACGAUAGACAACAUGACGAUACUAAAUUGUCCUCCCGGGUCUUCUAUUGCUGUAAUAGGCUGGUGGAGGUGAAGUAGAGAAGUCAUUGAGCGAGCUGCCUAAGAAAAUGGACUGUAGUGUGUUGGUGCAAAUACACAAGAAAAUAUAGUUGAGAAACCACAACAAGAGAAGAGGAUAGGAGUUGUUGUUCGGUGUGCUCUGCUUAUGGAUGAGAAAGUUACCAUGUGCGGCAUAAAACCUUCCAUUUUGGACCAGUGACUAACCAAAAUGAGGUGGUACCAGUUGUCUCACUGAACAGUUGGUGGAUGAGCGCGUCUGCUGACGGACCUGUCACAUGGACGGGGAUUCAUGAUGCAAUUUGUGCCUCGUUUCUGCCUCUGAUAAUAACCGUAUCGUCCAUGUGUGGUUGUUGCUUCUCGUCGAUUGGUUGGAGUGCUGAUGUUGAGAAACACACGGGGCUGAUAGGCAGAUCAAGAAACUCCACACACCACUCUGCUCUCCUGCAGUUAACCAUGUGUGAAAUUGAUUUUGGCAUCAUUAGCUCUCCAUUGAUCUCUGGUUUGUUUGUUUUUUUGUUGUUGUUUUAUUUUUCUGUAUUUGUCUCUAAUAGGGUAGAACAAAGCAUAUCCCACUCAGACAACACAAGACGUCCGGGGGACUAAUGAGGACCCUGUCAGCAACAAAUUGAUGCUUGCUGCUCCAACCGUAACCCUAUAUUCUGUGAUUUCUCUGAGCAUGAGCGUGAUUGAUUGGAGCUGCCAAUGUAAGGUUGUGGGGGGGGAGUUUUGGUGCUUUGUUUUUGUUUUUCUUUCUAGAUAAACAGAUUAAAGAUGCUCACUUUGACAUUUUGAUCGGAGGAUCGGCAUACAAAGUCCCCACGAGAAGAGCUUUCAAUUUAUCACUAUCAAGGAAACCUGAAGCGGCAAAGGCAAACAGUUUGCCUUUGAGUGGGUCCGUGAUGGAAGUUUUACACGGGACUCAGGAGGCAAAACAUGGCUUCUCCCGCCCUCUAGUGGUUCAGUUCACCACUAAAUUUGCUUGCCAUUUACCCAUACGAGGCACAUAAGAAAUUUCAUUUACUUCGAGAUUUGGUUUUAGGGACAGACAAUGCUGUGAAAAAGUAUUUGCACCAUUUCAAAUGUCUAUUAUUUUUAAAAGUAAUUUUAGUUUUAGUUUUGUUUUGUUUUUUGGCACAUGUAAAUAUUUCACAUCAUCAAACAAAUGUCAUUGGAAAAAAGAUAACCUCAGUGAGUACAAAAUUGAGUUUUUCAAUGACAACUACAUUCAAAUGAGGGAGUUAUCCAAGCCAACGUGUCAUUAUGUGGAAAACUGAUUGCUCUCAUCUUGGAAUCAUGAUAGUUUGGCUCAAAUUAUCCUUUUUUUGGGGGGGGAUAAUUGGGUUUAAUGUCAAUCUGUGUCCAGGCCUGAUUGUGCAAGAAAUCUGACAGAACUUGUCUGGCAACAUGAGAUAGGCUGAAAGAUCUCAAAAAGCAACACCCACCUUGCUCUAAUAAAAACAUGAAAUAUCAAAUAGAUUAAACACAAAGUCCCUUAUAUUUACCAGACUUGAAAUAUUCACAAGGUCAUUUGGUCAGUGUUCAUGAUUCAGCAGUAAAAGAGAGGCAACCAUGGGAGAGUUUCAAGGUCAAAACCACUGAUGACCAAGAGGUCAUAGGGUGUGGGGUACCAGGUCCUUUGGUACGGGCUGUUAGAACCCUUCAAGGCCGGUGUAAUAAGGGAUCACCUUAUGACAGCUGGCAGUAAGCCAAAGGUCAACGCAGCUUGGACUCCAUCAAGGUUUCACUUUGUCACCAUUUCUGUUUGUAACCUUCGUAGAUGGAAUUUGCAGCAAAGGCAUUGAAGGGAUCCUUCUUGGUGGUCUUCCAGUCACGUCCCAACUUUUUGCAGAUGAUGUGGUCCUAUUGGCUUCAUCAGGUGGUGAUUUACAGCUUUCACUGGAGCUAAGUGUGAACAGCUGGGAAGAGGAUCGGUGUGUCCGAAUCUGACACGAAGGUUUUGAGCUGGAAAAGUGAAGAGUGCCUUCUCCGGGUAAGGGAAGAGGUCCAGCACCAAGAGGAGGAAUCCACAAUUUGAAAAGCGAAACUGAUUCUGGCAUAACAUCAAGAACAAAAUGGGCACCCUGAUUGUUCGGUGGCUACACAUCCCCAUUUACAAACAUAUAUACAAACAUAAUGGUUAGACUUUUUUCUAUCAGAACUGGCUUCAACUUCUUCACCAAUUUGAGCUACAGAUUCUCACAUCAGCCCAUUUUCUCUGUACUUUUAACAAAUCCACUUGGAGGACGUUCAUAUUUUCCAAGGCCUGUGCCUCACCCCUCCUUCGGUAUCACGAGGGAUAAGCUCCGGCCCCCCAGUGACCAUUUACAGGAUUAACCAUUGGAUGGAUUGAAGGCCGGGAUGCAGUUUGUGAGAUCAUAUUUUCGCAUUGUGGGAAUUAAACAUCAUUGGGCCUUGGCUCUUUUUGAAGCUGCUGGUAUUGGCCAUUUUAGUCUAAAAGCAAGCUUUGAACCUUUAAAGGUGUGGGGGAUUGCCUGUGACUCAAAGAGCAGGUAUCUCACUAAAUUUAUUUUCAUUUUGUUCCAAGAUGAGCGGCGUAAUUUUUCUUCUUCUUCUUUUUUUUUAAAGUAAUUCCUGACUGUGGAAACGUGAAGCGGAGCGCAGUGUCUGAAACGAGCCACUAGAGGGUGCUGCAGCCGUCUUUUUCAGACUUCAGGCGUUCGGAUUGUUAACUUUAUAGGGUUCUGAUUUUUCUACACUACACCUAGACAAAGUAGAUUUCAUGUCUUUAAAGAAAGUCAUUCUGAAAUAUUUUUCUGAUUUUUAUUUACUUAUUUUUCAAAUCCAGUCAUAAUCCUUAUGUAUUUCAGCCCGCUGAAUGGAAUAUCCAGCUCAUUGUGAUGGUUUACUUUUCACCCAGUGAAAAUUAUUUAAGAUUUUACAAAAGGAAAUAUAACAAAGAUUUUGUAAUAUUUAAGAUGGAAAAUGGUGAACCUUGUGCUCACGGCACAGAUUUGGGAGAGAGAAAAGCAAACUGUUCAAUCAUUGGAUAGAUUGAACAGAUUGAGGCAAAUAACUAUAGUUCUUGACUGCUUUAAUCAAGAUCUUGUGUUUCUCAAAAAUAUUUUUCACUUUCCCCAUUUGGUUCUCUGUUUAGUAGUUUCAGUUUGUAGUCAAAACCCGUAUUUGUUGGACCAUCUCAUCCUCUUAGUUUCAUCUGUACAUUUAGAGUUUUUUCUCUUGCGCGUUAGUUUCAGGCCUUUUCCCUUUUGCUUUGUAGAUCCUUUAACUCAGCUCCCUCGGCGUUAAUUAGUCUCCCUCCCUCAGUUUCCCUGCUUUCAUCCUGCUGCAGCUGGACCAAAACUCCUUUGAUUAGUUCAUCUGAUUCCGUUGUCGUUUUCCAAGCCUGCCUCGGUACUCAAGCUCCUGGUGUUUCGUUGUUAUUUGCUUGAUUCUUCCGUUGGAAAGGUUGUAGGUGGAAGAAUGAACAGAAACAUAACUUAAGAGAAAAUCAGCAGGUUUCUCACUGACCCAGAAUCCAAAAUGGCUGCCUUGUACAUAAAACGUAAAACUUUCACAGAAAGUUUUAUGUUUCUGUGAAUCCUCUUUUAGUGACCAUGUUGAAGCUUUGCAUUGUGCAAAUCGGAGAGAAAUACUUUAUUAGCUUAUGUUGCAUUUAGCUUAAUCAGUGAGUGCAUCAGUAAGAAAAUCCCCAAUUUUAUUUUAUUUUUUUCAGACUUGGAGCUGUAACAUGGUGGAGUUUGGUUUUGAAGUCAUCCGCGAUCCAAGUUUUGACAUAAGGCGUCAAUAGCUGCGCUUCUAUUACAAAUGUACGUAAAAAACUUUGUUGAUAUUCCGCUGAUGUUGCAAAAACACAAUUUGGUAAUUGCAGCGCUUCCAUGGAAAGAGAAACACCAACAUCCUCCCACCACUUCCUGUCGUCUUCUUCAUCGUUUCCGCCAGUAGUAACAUUGGGUUCUUGAUCACGACUCGUGUGAUGUGGAAAAAAAGUGUUUCCAUCGCACUUUUACAAAACACGCUAAUCUUGAUAUGGCUGGAAAACCACCUCCUCCUAGCUCAAAAACUUUUUUUUGAAAUUGCCGUGUUUCCAUCCCUCCAUCCAUCCAUCCAUUUUCUGUUCACCCUUUGUCCUUAAUGGGGUC
Messenger RNA from Gambusia affinis (western mosquitofish), 11944 nucleotides. It is a transcript of the gene gabra4, whose product is annotated as gamma-aminobutyric acid type A receptor subunit alpha4. Gene Ontology annotation, cellular component: neuron projection; postsynapse; synapse. The transcript has 9 exons. Bases 2038 to 3708 code for a protein of 556 amino acids. The record is from RefSeq and is a predicted model, not a curated record. Gene Ontology annotation, biological process: gamma-aminobutyric acid signaling pathway; regulation of postsynaptic membrane potential; chloride transport. Lineage: Eukaryota; Metazoa; Chordata; Actinopteri; Cyprinodontiformes; Poeciliidae. Gene Ontology annotation, molecular function: benzodiazepine receptor activity; inhibitory extracellular ligand-gated monoatomic ion channel activity; GABA-A receptor activity.